GUGUUUUUGCGACUUCCUCAUCUUUGAGUCAACUCCUGAGGCUGAUUAAAAAAGCAGCACAAACUCUGAGGGAACUUCACUUCUCUGUUCAUCUCUCAUCCGUCUGCUCGAAAGACCGAAAGAAAACGUAAGCCGUCUUUGCUUCUAUACGACACACAUCGUCAGCAUUCAUUUAAAAUAUAAAUCAAAAUUCUACACGCUUUAACAUUCAUUUAUUUUGAAUUUAGAUCAAUUAGCAACUGAAAGGCAGAAAGAAGAAACCACAAGAAAAACCAAACAAACAGAAGGCAGUCUUUCAGUUGUUGUUUUAGACAUUUUUAGUGUUGAACAACUUCCUCCUGCUUGUCCUUUUUAUUGUCAUGCCAUCCUCUGUGUCAGUAUGACGCAGCAACGACUGUUGUUUGCAAACAACUCUUAUUUUGUUGAUAAAAAUCUCCAUCACCAGACUUUCACAAAAGUCGGUGAGCGAUUCUGACACACCUUGAAUUGAAGAACUGAAUUCUGUCAGAACUUUUCUGUUUGGAAACUUUUUCUCACUGAUAAAAACUGAAAUAUAUUCCAAAACAUCUCUACAUCAUCUCAACUUCACUACUGGCCUCCAAGUAAACCCCAGAAUACAAACUAGUUAUUUCGGACUGAACUGUACUAAAAAUAUGAAGUGUUGUCAUGUAUGAUCUCCAGACUUCCUGCCUCACACGACUCACAAAGAUGGCUGCAGCUCUGACUCUCCUUUUCAUCGGCUGUCUGCUGCAAGAUGUCAUGUGUGGAGACCCUACAGAGAAGGUCAUUAUGCCACAGGCUAUUGAGGCUCUGAGGGGAUCCUGUGUGACCAUACCCUGCUCCUUUGAAGUACGGAGAGAAUUUGAUGCCUAUUUAGAUCAAACAUGUAAAGCAUUGUGGAAAAAUGAGGCAAACACUGUUGUGUUUAACAGCAGUAAUCCACAAAGUUCUACAAUUAAAGGAAAUUUCACAGGAAACUUAACAAAUAAAGACUGCACAACAACUCUGAACAACAUGCAACCUGAAUACAACAACAAAUAUCACCUCAGAGUGGAAUGUGACAAAACCCUGAAACAUAACAUGAAUGAAAAAUUGCAAAUUUCAGUGAGAGAUGAUCCUCCCACACCGACUCUGACUCCACCCACAGUGAGGUGGGUGGAGGGAACCUCAGUGAGUGUGAGGUGUUCUGCUCCAGCUCCCUGUCUGUCUCUUCCUCCAGCUCUCACAUGGACCCCCCACCUGGGUGACAGUCAUGAGACACUGCAGGACAAUCAGGACAAAACUAAAGUCAAAAUCUCCACUCUGACCUUCACUGCAUCUCACCUCCAUCACAGACAGAACAUCUCCUGUACUGCCGUGUACACAAAACAAGAUGGCAGCACUGAGUCAUCUGCUACUACAAGUUUCACAGCUGAUAUUUCAUAUUCACCCAAACACACCUCAGUGUCAGUCAGUCCCUCUGGUCCAGUACCAAAAAACAGUACUGUGACUCUGACAUGCAGUACUACUGCUAACCCAGCAGUAGUGAACUACACCUGGUACAGAACUGAUGGAGGCCAGGAGACUUUUAUUGGGACUGGACAUGUUUUAAGCAUUAGAGCUUCUGAAGUCAGAGAUCCUUUUUUCUGCAAGGCUGAAAAUAAUGUUGGAGCUGGACGAUCCAACAUCAGUCACAUCGAUGUUCAAUAUUCACCCAAACACACCUCAGUGUCAGUCAGUCCCUCUGGUCCAGUACCAAAAAACAGUACUGUGACUCUGACAUGCAGGACUACUGCUAACCCAGCAGUAGUGAACUACACCUGGUACAGAACUGAUGGAGACCAGGAGACUUUUAUUGGGACUGGACAUGUUUUAAGCAUUAGAGCUUCUGAAGUCAGAGAUCCUUUUUUCUGCAAGGCUGAAAAUGAUGUUGGAGCUGGACGAUCCAACAUCAGUCACAUCGAUGUUCAAUUUGCUCCACAGAUCCUGCCCUCAUCUUAUUGCAAUAAAACUGCAGAGCAGCUCAACUGUUCCUGUGAGGCUGUGGGAAAUCCUUCUCCCACAUCACAGUGGUAUUUGGAUGGGUUGCCUGUCAAUCACUCUGACAAGUUUGCAAUCAGCAGUGAGUCUGUAAAAGACACGAGUGUGAGGAGCAUCAUCUCUGUGAAUCGACCACAGUGGAAGGGUCUUUCCACCUUGUCCUGCCUCAGCUCCAACUCUCAGGGAUCUGUCAGUCAACCUUUUUAUGUCUACGUCCUUGAGCCUCAAACAUCUGCAGAAAGUCACGACCGUUGGGAUCUUGGAUCAUAUAGUGGAGCUCUUCUCUUGUCUGUUGCUGGUGUAUCUCUAAUGGUGAACGUCUUGUACACAGUCUGCAUGGCAUUUCUUUGCAAAGCAAGAAGGAGCCAGAAGCCAAAAGAAGAGGACAGAACUUACAUGUCAUUGGAUCGAAGAGACAGAUCUCCAGAGUACGAUGUCAUUGCCCAAACUCCGAAAUGACGACUUCCACUGAUGAUGAGCGUGAUCAUUUCCUGAAGGAUUUAUUGCCUUUCACUGAGGCAAAAAUGAAUGCUUUAUUUCUGCUCUAGGUUGCAAUGCCUUAAAUUUAUGUUUAUGUAUUUAUGAAUCAAAUUUCUGUGUGUGGGACACACAACAUGAACAGCUAUGUUAAUGCUUUCUGCCUGAAGUUCAAUUUCAGCAAAAUGUCGAAGUUGUUUUAAGUAUGCUGUGCAGUGAUUUUUGAGGUGGCGAGUUUUUCCCUUUUACUGGUAUUGACACUGUGUUGAUCAGCUGUAGCACCUGUUUGAUUUAAAACAGAAAGCACAUUUUGAAUGAGGAGACAUAAGUCUGUUCCAUGAUUUUCUUUACUGAAAAUAAAGAAAGAAUGUGAAGCCAAAUGCAGAGACGGGGAUUUAAAUGGCACUGGACUGAACAGAUGAGUCUCAGAAACAUAGUGUUGUACAGAAAGACUGGGUCAACGUCCACAGUGUUUUGUUGACAAUGACAAUAAAAUAUUUAUGCAUUUCUUUCAUACAAUACAUUCCAUCUCGAGACUGUCUUCCUCAGAAGAAUGACAGCACUUAGUUCAGUAAAUGCCUCUGCAGAGCUCACAGAAAAUGUGACAGGAGCAAAGGAAGACAUUAAAAUGACUUCUCUAUCAAGCAGGAAGUCACCAUGAGUUAUAGCUGUCACAAUAUCACAUCUUCUCCACAGAUGAAGUCAGAAACAAAAGAGGCCACAAAGCCUAACAUAUGUAUUAUUAACACAAUAUCAAUAUUUCAUUUUUCACUUUAAAUAUCACGUUAUCAUCAAUACCUGCAUAUAACUUGAACUGUGUGUUUAUAACAAUCAAGGUCCUCAGUGCGUCACUCCAGAGGGCUCUGAGUAACGAUGCAUUUUGAUACUUAAUUUUCAGGACUUGUUGAAAUAUUAUUUUAAAUAUCCCACUCAAGUUAUCAGCUUGUCUGAACCCCGACUCGCUAAGGAUACAAUCUUGAAGGGGACGUCUUGAUUAAUAUGCUGAUGACAUACAUGUUUCAACAACCACUACUGAACUGAGUGAACAUUCAAUCUGACAUUCAAUAAAAAUCAAAUGUUCUCAGUUUCAUAUGCUGAGCUGCUGAACUGGACUCAAUUACAUCAUAAA
Scatophagus argus is the source of this 3625-nucleotide messenger RNA. Its product is annotated as myelin-associated glycoprotein-like. The record is from RefSeq and is a predicted model, not a curated record. NCBI's taxonomy places the organism in Eukaryota, Metazoa, Chordata, Actinopteri, Scatophagidae. The transcript has 8 exons. Bases 667 to 2478 code for a protein of 603 amino acids.